Cryphonectria parasitica EP155 is the source of this 1341-nucleotide messenger RNA. Its product is annotated as transcription factor Opi1. Gene Ontology annotation, molecular function: transcription corepressor activity. Lineage: Eukaryota; Fungi; Ascomycota; Sordariomycetes; Diaporthales; Cryphonectriaceae. The annotation marks the transcript as partial. The transcript is spliced from 2 exons. Gene Ontology annotation, cellular component: nucleus; endoplasmic reticulum. The record is from RefSeq and is a predicted model, not a curated record. Gene Ontology annotation, biological process: regulation of transcription by RNA polymerase II; phospholipid biosynthetic process; endoplasmic reticulum unfolded protein response.
AGGGCCAGUAGUGUGAGCCUGGAUGACCCGGACGUGCGAAUGGCCGCUGAGGCUCUCGGUGAUCUCAAGGCUGAUUUCGUCUCUUCGCCUCAGAAUAUGAACAACACGGGGCCAACGUCUCCUCCUCAUCAAUUCGGAACACCGGGCUCGUCUGAAGCCGAACCACUCCUGUCAUUAGUGUUAUCCUCGGGCUCAAUGCUGGCGAAACCUAUCGAAGGGACCGUUACAGCCUACAACACGACCAAGAAUUUCUCGCCGGGCUUUAUCAAGACGCCUGUUGAAUACGUCGAGGGUGUCGUGGGCUCGGGCUUUCACAUGUCUGGUAUUGAAGGUGGUGUUAGGUGGUUCUUCCGCGGCAAGGGCAGGCACCCAUCGUCUAGCGAUCUGGAGACGGGCGAGGGCAGCCACAAGAGGCGGAAAGUGGGCAGCAGGGGCAGUUCGAGGUCGGGGUCCCGUCGUGGCGAUGCAUCCGGUGGCAUGGCUCUCACGAGCUCGCACAGUCCGGAGACUGAGCCUUUCGGCCUGAGCGACAAGGAACGGAGGCUCUCUGUAGGCACGGUCGACACCCUCCCAGCCUAUGACGAUGCGCGCAGCCCAGCAUAUACCGAGAACGCUAUGGCUGCAUCGGAUAAUAAGCAGGCUACACCCACGACGAACUCACGCUCAUCGUCCACCAACCCUGCCUGGCAGCAGAGACUCAUGAUGUCGACCUCGGGCCUGUCGAUUGCCAUGAGUGAGGAGAGUCUACGCUCCCUCAAGUACUGCCUUACCUGGCUGCGAUGGGCGAACGACCACAUUGGGCGUGUCAUACUUGCACUCAAGGACGCGCUUGAGAAGUAUGACAGCCGGCAACCGAGAGAUGCAGCCAUGAGAAAUGACGGCAACGGUGCUGAGGAUUCGGAGCAUGCCCGCCGCGAGCUAAGUGCGCGCGUCACCGCGCUCAGGUCCGACGUCCUCAAGACGCUAACCAGUGUCAUUGAGACGGUGUCCAAGUACACAGGCGGCGCCCUCCCGGAAAAUGCAAGGGCGCUGGUCAGGAGACAUCUUCAAUCGCUGCCGCAGCGGUUUGUACUGGCGACGCAAGAGGACGCGAAUGCGAAUGCGAAUGCGAAUGGACGCGACGUAAACCCAGAGCCCGCAACAGAGGAGGGCCCCGGAGACAAGGAGAAAGAUGCGCGCGAAGGUGCGAAGAGAGUGCUCGUCAUGGCCAAGGAAGGUCUGGACAUGAUGGCACAGGUCAGCUGCGUGCUGGACGGGACGAUUGUUAGCGCGGAGGAGUGGUGUGAGAAGCUAGGACGCAAAAAGAGGGAGGAAAGGGCUCAACCGGCUGGGCAGAGCCAG